Molecule: messenger RNA, 1156 nt
Organism: Cuscuta campestris
Lineage: Eukaryota; Viridiplantae; Streptophyta; Magnoliopsida; Solanales; Convolvulaceae
Source: the annotation of a GenBank genome assembly
CAUUCUCUCUUCGUGCUCCCAAGACGCAUAAAAAUUUAAGAGAAUGGCAAUGUCUUCUUCUAGUGUGAGUUUCAUGGCGGCACUUCUCAUUGGGAGUGUUUUAUUAUCGUGUAAGGUCGUGCCCACUUUGUGUAAGACCUACACCGUCGGCGACUCCGCCGGCUGGGGACUCGGCGGCGAUUAUGCAACCUGGGCUAGUGACAAAACUUUCAAAGUUGGCGAUUCUCUCGUGUUCAAUUACCAAGGGGGCGGGCACACGGUGGACGAAGUGAGCGAGAGCGACUACAAAUCCUGCGCCGCCGCGAAUUCGAUCAGCUCCGACAGCAGCGGCGCCACCACCGUCCAGCUCAAGACCGCCGGAAAGCACUUCUUCAUAUGCUCUUCCACGGGCCACUGCGGCCAGGGGAUGAAGCUCGAGGUCAACGUUGUCAGGGAUUCCGGUUCAUCCUCCUCCUCCUCCGCCACCACUCCGUCUUCCCCUGCCGCCUCUGGCGCCACCCCCGCGGCCUCUGGCGCCCCCCCUGCUCCGCCGUCUACGACGACUCCCAGUAAGAAAUCGCCUUCUUCUUCAUCGGCUGUCGCCGUUUCCCUGCCGUUAGCGUCGUUAUUAUUGGCGGCGGUAAUGAUAUAAUUGGGUUCCGUUAGUGAGUCAUGCUAGAAACUAAUCCCUCAAUUCCAGAAUAAAUGUCUAUAUUAAAAAUUAUUACGUACAUUACAUUUGGAAUGAUUAUAGACAUAAAUACGUCUAUGUUCAUUCAAAAUCUAAUAUAUCUGAUAAAUCAUAAUAUACAUUUAUUAUGAAAUGGAGGGAAUAAUUAUUCUUGACUUUACGGAUCACAAUUGUCUGUGAAUUUGUACACACACAAACGAUAAUCGUCUAUACACAUACAAAGUUUCUGGACGAUUAUCGUCUGUUUGGGUAUAACUUUACAGACGAUUGUCAUGUCCGCACUGUCCAUUGUAAUACUAAGUUUCUAGCAUUUUUGUUAGUAUUUAUUUGUGUGAGCCAGGAUAGAGGCAGUGCAUUUGCUUCUUCUUCUUAUUCUCUUUAUGUACUUUCAUUUCUUUUCAAAUUAUUCCAUUGCAUUUGCUACCCUAUUAUGUUGUGCUAUUAUUGUUUAAUUUCUUUUUGUACAUUUAUGGAGUGUUAUUUGGU